Molecule: messenger RNA, 1008 nt
Organism: Filobasidium floriforme
Lineage: Eukaryota; Fungi; Basidiomycota; Tremellomycetes; Filobasidiales; Filobasidiaceae
Product: Rtf2 RING-finger-domain-containing protein
Exons: 4
Coding region: 1-1008 (335 amino acids)
Biological process (GO): mitotic DNA replication termination; site-specific DNA replication termination at RTS1 barrier
Cellular component (GO): nucleus
Source: RefSeq, a predicted model, not a curated record
AUGGGUAACGACGGUGGUAGUAUCCCUUACAGGAUCGACCUGGUCAAGACCAAGGCAAAGGAGGAAAAGACCGACGAGAAAGGUCUGGCUCGGGCUCUGUGGUUGCUCUGUGCUUUGAGCAAGCGACCACUCUCACAACCAGUGGUGGCGGAUCCGCUGGGCAAGCUGUACAACAAGGAUGCUAUCAUCGAGUACUUGUUGGAUCGAACCAGUUUCGGAGACGGAGAUCAGAUCUGUGGAUACGUCAAGGGUGUCAAGGACCUGCUAAACCUGAAUGUCACCCCCAAUCCGACCUACUCCAUCUCCUCGCCACCAGGUAACUCGGGACCAUCCACCAACCGAGACCUAGAUGCUACCGCCCGGUCGCCCUUCAUCUGCCCUCUGACGAUGAAAGAGAUGACCGGAGCUCUUCCGUUCGGAGUUGUCCGACAUUGCGGUUGCGUGUUCAGUGAAGCUGGGAUCAAGGCCGUGAUCGCUUCAACGUCUGGCUCAUCAUCGCCCAAGGAAAAGCAAGACAAGGAGAUCAGCAAGAAGGUCUUGCCCUGCCCAAAUUGUUCGGAGCCUUUCGACCCAUCGGACGGGUUCGGAUCGGGGACGGGGUCGGUCUGGUGGCUACCCCUAAACCCCAAACCGGAAUACCAGACCCAGAUGUUACAUGACCUCUCAGCCGCCCGGGCCGCUGCCAAAGCUGCCAAAAAAGCAGCUUCGUCUGCGGUCUCUGGCAAGAAACGCAAAUCCGAAGCCAUCCCUACCGACUCUACACCUAAUGAUGCUCAUGCCGUUUCAAGCAAACGAACGAAACCUUCUACCGACGGCCCCGGUGGUCCAGCACGCUUAUCCAGCAAAGUGCAAGCCGAACUGGCCGAACUCGAGGCGAAACGAAAAGCAGCGGGGAUGAGCGAUGCGGUAAAGAGCAUCUAUGCAGGCAAGAAUGGGAAUGGGGGCAAGGCGGGUUUGGGAGGGAAUGGGAAUGAUUUCUUUACGAGGACUUUCAACAGAUACGCUUGA